Messenger RNA from Mycena citricolor, 2664 nucleotides. The record is from the annotation of a GenBank genome assembly. NCBI's taxonomy places the organism in Eukaryota, Fungi, Basidiomycota, Agaricomycetes, Agaricales, Mycenaceae.
GUCGCAGCCCUGCACCUGUUGGAUCGCUGUUCUAUUCAUACCGUCCGUGUCUGCAGGCCCUCGUGCUGCAGGCGUGCAGUGCUGCCGCGAGCGUCCACGGGACGCGCCGCACGGCGCGACUCCCCAGUUGUGGGCUCAUCACACACGCGCGCACGUUGCGCGUCUGACAUUGACGUGAGACAGAUUGCGCCGAGACGCCGACGGCGGCUGUCGUCUUCUUCCCUGGGCUCACGACUCAAGACGCCUUUUUGAGACUCUCUCGGCAUGGGACAUACAUAAAGGGCAUAUUGCCGAAUAAGGAAACCGAACCGGGUCAUGGGUCGUGAUGGGUCCCACUGCCCUUGAUUAAGACGGCCUGACAGCAUGCAGCUCGCAUUCGGAUUGGAAGCCCCACGUCACACGUGCCCGGCUGGCUGAGCAAGUGAUGCGGUGCAGGCACUCAAAUAAAUUGGGGCUCGGGCCGUCUGACUGGCAGCGUCGUUCCAGGUCCAUGAUGCAACGCUCACAAGGCUGUAGUCUAAACAUAUGGGACACGUCUGCGAGAUCGAUUGCAGCAGCAGCAGCAACGGGCCGGGGGCAACAUGAGCACGGACGCUGAUCUGCGCCUGUGUGUCAUCGCCCGUUGGCAGCUUCGCGAGAGGAGAAUCUCAAGAAUAGAUGCAGCCCAUGAUUUCGCUUGCAAUAGGCCGGCAGACAGUAAGGGACCACAGAAUCUGGGUAUGAAGAACUAUUACAUGCGUGCUCGGAUUUAGCCUUGACACUUCCGAGUCAUCCGGAGGGGACACGGAAGCGUUUCGAUCGCCAGUCGCACAGCGGGUGUGCGCUGGGGGCGCUGGUGAAGGAGCUGGGAGGUGCUGGGCCGGGGUCCGAGCGGGGGAGAUGAUUGCACUGGACGGAGAGUGAGUCGAGAUCUGCUGAAGAAGCGCUUUUUGCUGCCCGAUGUGCAUCGAGUGGUGUGUGUCAAGUGUGUGAAAGCGGCGUUUCUACGGUUCUGCGUCCGAGAAAGAAAGGAAGAUCAGAUUCAUGAGAUUGCGAGUUGAGGCCGGCAUAAAUGGUACACACCCGCAACUCUGUCCCAACAACGAUUGUCCGACAACCUCAAACUUAACCGUGCCACCAUGAGCUCGUCGCAACCUACCGAUGUCCCGCCAUUCUUUGGCGCGGUCGAAACAACGAUGAAUGCGCUCCGACUCAUCCACGCCGCUCGACAGGGCGUCAUCCCCAGAAUUACCCGGCGUCUCAACGAUGCCGAGCGACGCACCAUGAUCAAGAGCGGCGCGGUCUUCGUCUUCAGCGUCGAGGAGAGUGGGAUCAAACGAUGGACAGACGGCCUCUUAUGGUCUCCGUCGCGCAUCGUCGGGAAUUUUCUGGUGUAUCGCGAAAUCAACGAGCGGAGCAACAGCCGGGGAAGCCACAAGAAGCUCUACCCCAGCGACGAGCAGUCUCGUGCUUUGGCUGUGGGUCGUAGCCCGCUCAGCUAUCGCAGUGCACUCACAGACCUCACCGCGCAGUCCAACGAACACGGGACAUUCAAGCACAACGGCCUCAUCAAGAAGACCAUCACAGUCACCAUCGAGGGAUCCGACCUCCAUCUCAUCUCCUACUACACAUCUGUCGACCAGCACUCCGGCAAACUGAAGCGACCGAGCAGUCGGCCAGACAUCAUGGGCCUCCCAAUGGACCCGCGGCUCUUUCGCGCGACCAACUUCCGAGUCCCGCCCAAGGUGGAGAAGGGCCCCGACGGAAUUUCGCGAUUAGUCGAGACGGAGGAUCCCGACGUCGUCGAGUGCAAGGUCGAGGACGAGUCGUACAGCCUCUCUGUUUCGCCGAGCUCCUGGGGGUCUGACGGGAGCAGCCCCGGUUCCCCUGUGGAGAACUCCUUCGGGAGUGCAACCGCGCUCUAUCCCAGCGUCUCGGCGGCCUCAUAUCCCCGGGUGGGCAGCACAGAUCGCUGGGCGGUGUCCACGGUCCCGACUUUGCGCCCGGACACCUGGUCGCACCACUACUCCUCCGCAAGCCGGCGCGAGAUGGGCGGCGGCGGCCACUCGGACUCGUCGUGGAGCCUCUCCUCCGCCCGGUGGCACGGGGACGCAUACCAGUCCCCGCCCUCCCCGACGUCGAAUGUCUACGUCGACAGAUCCCGCACGCGCUCAACGAAUCCAUACCCGACCCCGCUCCAGAUCCCGAGUCGCAGGGAUGCCGAUGCAGCCGUGUCGCGCUACGGCGGGGGAGCGGAGAGCCGCAGUCGGCUGCCGUGGCUGCUGAGCGGCGAGUCGACAGAGGGCGGCAAGGACGUGUCGAGGGGGUAUUCUGUGCCGUCCGUCGCGCAGGGCUCGAUCUACUCCUCGCCUGCGACAUAUGUCCGACCGAUGUCGUCUCACGGCUACGGCUCAAGUUGGUCCACCGCAAGUUCAAGUUCGCUCUCGAUCUCGACGUCGCCGCAGGCGACAUUCUCGUCUCCGUCGAGUCUCGGCUCAUUUGGUUCCGCGUACACCUCCAGCUCUGGCAGCCCCGAGGACUAUUCAAAUACCGAUGAUUACGGAGAGUCGUAGAAUUGCAGACACUGGAUCGCUCGUCUUCUUGGAAAUUGCCGGAUGCUCUCUCACUGUAUUUUAGCCCCUGUUUUUUUCUCAUCCUCUCGCUCGCAUAAUCUCUGCUGUGUUU